AUGGUGCGGGCGGUGACCAAGGCAAUCAAUGCCUCUUGGACACGUGUGGACGAGAAGGCCGGAACCUCUUUGGCUUCGGACGUGUCCUGGUACAUCAAUGAGGUUGAUGACGGUGCCAACAACGAGACUGCGGAGACCUAUGGCCUGUUCGCAGCAGUCGAGGACCAAGAGAGAAGUCGAGCUGAAGGUUGGGUUCGUCAUGAAGACCCAUCAAUUCUAGCGGUCACCAGAAAGCGCUUUUCUGAAGAACCGCCGACAGGCAAGGCCCUAGAACAAAUCAAAGCCCAACUACUUCGAGUGCACAAGGCAUCUGGACAUGCCUCAUGGCAUUCGUUGGCUCGUCUCCUACAAGUUCGAAAGGCACCAUCCUGGGCAGUGAACUUAGCCAAGAACAUGCAGUGCCCUGACUGUCAAGAGGCCAAGAGACCGCAAUCAGCGCCUGUGGCAUCAUUGCAUGAGACCCCAACACUCUUUGAAGUGGUCGGGACAGACAUCUUUGAGUACGAGCACAAGGGCCGCAAGCACAAGUUCAUGAUGAUGAGAGACCGAGCAAGCGGUCUGCUGAUGGUCGAACACCUUCGAUCAUAUGGAGGAGAAGCUGAUGAGGAGAAGUCAUGGGAGCCCACGAGUGAAGUGAUUGUGAAGGUUCUUGCACGAUGGAUGAUGCACAAUCCAAGUCCAAAAUGGCUGCUGACAGAUUCUGGGACAUACUAUGCCAGCUGGUUCAUGGAUGAUUGGUUGGGUCGCAGCGGCAUUGGACAUCUCGUUGCACCUGCAGAAGCACAUCAUCUACUUGGACCGGAGGAGGGAUCCAUUGGCAUUAUGAAGAAUGCUGUCCACCGACUCAUGAAGGAGAUUCCCGACUUGGAGGUGGAUUUGGCUUUUGUCCUAGCAGCUCAUGGACACAACAUGACGGUGGGACCAUCCGGCUUUUCGCCCUUCCAAUGGACGAGAGGUGACACCCCAUCGAUGGAGCAAAUGGAGCAGGACGUCCAAGGAGCAGAAGUUCGUCGUGAACCAGCCAAUGUGGUGAAACCAGAUUCAUGGAAGACAGCCUACGAGGGCGACAAGAAGUGGCUUGUUCGAGUACACACCACACCACGGCUGACGCUCUUCGCCCCUGGCAGAAUGACUUCAAUGCCCCUCGGAAUGGAAGACCUGACUGGCCGGAGGAAGACAAAGAUCCGAGGACUUCAAGAAGAUGCUAAGGAGGUGGAAUUUGAAGACGACUUCAAGGAGGCUGAAUAUCCCACACGUUCCAUGCAGGAGCGAUGGACUGGGGAGACCUGGUUUGAGAUGACCUCCAAGAAGGAUGUGGUCUUUGCUCCAAGAACUCCAGCAUCAAAGAGUGCAGCACCUGGCACACCAGCAGCGGCCAAGUCUACGGCCGUGAAGAAGUCCAAGGCAACUCCCAAGGCAAGGAAGAGAAAGGCAGAAGGAGUUCAGGAAGGCUCAAAGAGAUCCCCUCCAUUAAGGGAGGAAGCUCCAGGCACACCUGGAGUGAGCCCGAUGACGACAGCCCUGGGAGAAGAUUCGGAGGAGGACAAGACCACGACCAAGUGUGGUCAUGAUGCAUGUGUUUUGCGAGGUGGACAUUCCGGACACCACGAAGAUGGCCAAGGACGGAAGUUCAUUGUGAAUUCAAAUGGAACUACAACGACCAUGGAGGAAUCCUCUUCUUCAUCCUCAAGUUCCACAUCCUCGUCGAGUUCCGAUGAGUUGAUCCCAGAAGAGAAGAUGCCGGUACUCUAUGGUACCACUGGGAAGUGGACGGCCCUACCAGAGGCCCAGCUGAGGAAGGAGAAUGUCGACAGUUCCGAAGUUUUCUAUGUGUUGGAGAUUCCCAUCGAGCCCUCUGACACCAAAUUUCUUUCAGCUCACCCUGACAAGGCGGUGACAGAAGCCGAAGAUGUCACCUUCAAGGUCCGUGCAAUGUGGUCAGAAAUGCACGGAGAGAAGUUGACCAAGCAGAACCUCUACGAGAAGGUUCGACAGGGCAUUGGAGGCCAGUCCUGGCGCAUCAUCCAUGAUGAGCAAUUUACAGCCGGACGCAAGCUCAAGAAGCGACAGCUUGAGCAGGCCGCCAAGGAAGCCGAAUCCCUGUUCAUCGAACAGCUGAAGAAGCUGGCAUUGGAACAGCGGUGGCCGUGGGACACGGAUGAGCCCAGAAGUGGCCAUGAUGAGGAUCUUCCCAGUGACGAGGAGCCCCACGAAAGCGCUGGUGCCGGCAGCCUGAAGAACGACGCCUUUUGCGACUACUACCGUCAGCAGCGCAUCGUGCCGGAGGAGCUUUGGCCCUUGGCCUACGAGGCAUUGAAGACGCCGCUGCCACUGGUGUUGCGGGCCACGGGCCAUGCCUUGGCCACCGGGGCUGAAGUGGCUUCCGACGAGGUUUUGGGUCAAGAGAAGCAUGACGCCAAACGGAUUGUUCUGCAGGCUGCAGGUGUGCAUAUCACAAAAAAUGCAAAAGCAUGGGGGUGA
Messenger RNA from Durusdinium trenchii, 2481 nucleotides. The record is from the annotation of a GenBank genome assembly. Lineage: Eukaryota; Dinophyceae; Suessiales; Symbiodiniaceae.